CGGUGCAAUAAACGGGCAAUAAGCCAAUAAGUUGAAGUGAAACAAAUAUACCUUACGAUAAUUUCACAAUAAAAUGUGGAAUAUAAAACUCUCGAGACUUUUUGGUACAAUUAUUAAAAAUCAAAAACUGCAAAGGGAGAUCUAUAAGAAUUGGAUACUAAAUACAACUGCUGUUUUUAAAACAAGCAUGUGCACUGACACUUUUAAUAUAAACCUUCUCUCUUCAGAAGAUAAAGAGAAAAUACUCCAAGUAAUAAAUAACAAAACCAUAGAAGAUUUAUUACAGUAUUCCAUUACUAAACAGCGUGCACAAAAAUUAGAAUCGUAUCGUGAAACUAAUGGACCAUUUAAAUCAUUGGAUGAUCUGUUACAAGUACAGAGUAUGAAUAACAAAUGUACAUAUAAUUUUUACAAAUCAAUCAUAUGUGGCAAGAAAAGGAAAAAUCCUAAGAAGAUUAUGUCAGGCUUAGUUGUAACUCCACAAAGUACUGGAUAUAAUUAUAAAAAUAUCAACACAGUAUUAGGCAUAUACAUAGGACAUAACAUCAUAAGUUGGUCAUUAUUAAAUCGUAAUUGUGAAGUAUUACAGUGGAGCUAUAAAUCUUUUCCACGAACAGACAAAAAAGAAAAUAUUCAUUCUUUACUUCAAGCAACACUACCAAUUGCUAAAAAAUUACCAAAGGCUGAUCGGUACAUAAUGCAAGAGACUGGUAGCGAUAUGGGCCGUAUACAAAACACUCAGUUUUAUCAGAACUUUGUACAACAAUCUAUAAUGGCCACUAUUAUUUUGUCACACCUGACAAUGGUUAAUAGUAAAUUUAAUGAUACUACAGAGUUUGUGACAAACAACAUCUGUAUACUUCGGCCGCAUGUAUUACGGAAAAUCUAUGGACUUAUAAUAGACAACGAGACGAUUUCGACACAAUACAUGCUACAAAAGCUACUGCAGGAAAGCGAAGAACCGAUAAAAACAAAGGAACCAAAAGUGUUAAUAAGAACAGAAUUAAGAAACAUGUAUAACACACAAAGUUCUGUUUGUCAAGAACAGAUUGGUUGGUCAUUAUUGAUAGCGUUAGCUUUCAUAGAAUUAGUUGUACAUAAAAGAACUGACAUGAUUCUUCGCGAAGCUACUCAAAAAUAUGAAAUGUGA
Molecule: messenger RNA, 1150 nt
Organism: Cyphomyrmex costatus
Lineage: Eukaryota; Metazoa; Arthropoda; Insecta; Hymenoptera; Formicidae
Product: transcription elongation factor, mitochondrial
Exons: 6
Coding region: 74-1150 (358 amino acids)
Biological process (GO): mitochondrial transcription; transcription elongation by mitochondrial RNA polymerase
Cellular component (GO): mitochondrial nucleoid
Molecular function (GO): DNA polymerase processivity factor activity
Source: RefSeq, a predicted model, not a curated record